Molecule: messenger RNA, 5189 nt
Organism: Anguilla anguilla (European eel)
Lineage: Eukaryota; Metazoa; Chordata; Actinopteri; Anguilliformes; Anguillidae
Product: retinoic acid-induced protein 1-like
Exons: 7
Coding region: 539-3370 (943 amino acids)
Biological process (GO): regulation of transcription by RNA polymerase II
Cellular component (GO): nucleus
Source: RefSeq, a predicted model, not a curated record
AGAAGUCCAUUAUUCAUUCUAAUAAGAAAACAUAAACCAUACAGGCUACAGACAAGUGUCCUGCUAUUUAACUUUAUCUACCUUUCGAUCGGGUAUUGGGCUUUACGUUUUAAAAGUUGUUCCCUGAAAACUACAACUCAGGAUUCGCCUUUCUACAAAAUGAAAGCAUAAGCUACCGUUUAUUGUUUGAAAUUCAAAAAGUCAUAGAUUAGGUAGGCUAACCAAAUUUCGCUCUUGUCCUUUAUGUAAAAUAAAUUUCCCAUGAUGCCGUACGAUAUGGCUACCAGCUGAUUGUUGGCCUGUUCGGGAAGAGGUCUGCUCCAGUGCUCUAGUUACUGUGCUGUUUCAGGAAGUGUUUUAUGGCGUUGGAGCCUAGCCUUGGAUUUGUCUAUUCAUUGUAUUAACUUUAGCGGAAGAAACGAUACAGGCAGCUAUAUUUAGCUUGUUAGGGAACUGGACUUCCAACGAAAUGAGAGGCGACGCUGCUUUCUGCUCCAAUUCUUUUUCUUUUUAAAUCCCCGCUCCAGGUAUCGCUGACAUGGACCGCCUAUCUCAGGGCCAGUCGAAGGAUGAUGCGCUUCCCCAGUCGCCGUCUACCUGCAGCCUCCCCACGGCUUUUGAUCUGUCGAGGAGACGUCGCCACGGCCCGGGGAGUCCCGCCCCCGUGGGCGGCCUGCCCCUGGCUCGGGCCCCCAGGUGGCGCGACCCCUCCAGCAGAGGGGUGGAGCCCCCGGGGAGCAGCUCCCCCUCCUAUCGCCAUUCCCUGACGGCUCAGCAGGUUCAGCCGGAUAAUGCCUUCUCCAACACCACCGUCACGCUGUCCUACAUCAACAGGUCUCACCUUCACUCGGCCCAGGACCAGAUCGCUCCCGGGGUCCGGUCCGUUCUGCCUCGAGCCGGCGUCCUCUCGCAGCACCCCCCGCCCGAUUCCAAGGGGCACAGGCCCGUGAGUUCGGCUGGCAGGGACGGCGGAGGGUAUCGGGGGCAGGCCGCCAACCGACAGGCAGGCGAACUGGCACCGCGGUCUGAACACCUCAGGGCGUUUUCAGAGGCCCCGCCCGUGGAGCGGGAGAAGGGCGGGCCGGGGGGAGUCGCUCGCUUCUCGCAGCACGCUCCGGGCUUCAACGGUAAACACGAACUCCUGGCGCCCGGCGGAGCCCCGGGCCUCCAGCGUCGUCACGGCGACAGCGUUGCGGAAGGCGGGAACAGGUUCUCCCAGCACAGGGAAGGAGAUCAGAGGAGAGGGGUGCCGAACGGCGUCAAAGGGGGCUUCUGGGAUCUGGAGUCCUGCUUGGGGAAAUACUCAAGCUUCCGACCCCGGGUGGAGCAGAGGCAGGGCGCAGGGGAAGCUUCUGACCGGGCCAGGAGAGCCUCCAGGAAGCUCUAUACCUCUUUAAACGAGGACUUCAUGAGCCCUUCGGACGAACGGUUCUUCCCCGCUGAGAGCUCGGGAGACGAAAUGGAGGACCUGGGCGCUCUUCCGCAGGCGCGGAACUCCCCCAGCUCCGACAGCCCCGGUCCGGAGGAGGACGCGGCCGACGUGGCCGGGGUGAGGGCGGCGGAAGGGGAGGGCUGCAGGUUCACGGUGCAGUUCGUGGAGGUGAGCAGCUCCCCGGAGGACAGCAGCAGCGACGAUAGCGAUGUCAUAGAAGUUCCCGUUACCAACAGCGCGGCGUCGCCGCCGGCGGGGCUGCCACAGCCGCCGGGGAAACCGCCGGCGCCGCCAGAGCGCCUGUCCGAGAGGAAGCGGCCGACUCGCGCCGCCGCGAAGACGGAGCGGGCGGCGCCCGAGGAGCGCCUGAACGGGAUCACGCUGGGGGACGGGCGCGAAGUCGGGCGGAGUAAACAGCCUCCCCACGCCAUCCUAGCGGCUCUGAGGCGGGAGGUGGUGGUGAACCUCACCCCGCUCGGGCCCAAAGCGUUCGGCCACGCCCGGCCCGCGGAGCAGCGCGCCCAGCCCGAGAACCUGAGCGGCGAGCGGCGCGCGGUUCUGCCCGGAGGCGCUUCGGACGGCGAUUCGGCGUGCGAUUCCGAGGCGGAGAUGGAGGCGGCCCACCUGGCCGCGGCGGGUCUGCAAGAUGGCGGCGGCCGUGACCCCCGCCCCGGCAGGCAGAAGGGCCGGCGGUCUACCUCGGGGUCCGAAGACGGGAGCUUCGCGAAAUCUCGCGACUGCAGCACGUCGUCCCCCGGCCCGUCCACCCCGAACGGGAUGGGGAUGGAGACGGAGACGGAGGCGGGGCAGCCGGGCGGCCCCCUGCCCCAGAGCUGCCCUCAGAAAGCGGUGGCGAAAGCCCCCAAAAGGACGAGAAAGCAGCAGAAGAGUCGCGCCAAGCGGUCGAAGACGAGCAGCAAGCCGAAGAAGAAGCGCAAGCGGGCCGGCCAGCCCUCCUCCGCGUUCUGCCCGCAGGAGCCAGAAAUCAAGCUCAAGUACGCCACCUACAGGGAGGAGAAGAGAGACGUGAGAGCCGCCGCCUUCGCGCCGUACGUGCACCUGGAGAAGAAAGAGUUCUCCAGGUGCACUGUCGUCAACUACCUGGAGGAGGAGACGGGCGGGCCGAAGAAGGGCCGGGUGAGGCCGGCGGGCCCGGGGCUGCUGGCGCCCGGCGCGGUCCCCGCCACCUCGUGCCUGGAGCUGGGCCGGCUGGACGCGGAGGGCCGGCGGCGGGCCGACCAGACGUGCUGCCUCUGCGGCGGCUCGGCCAACGCCGUGGAUCUGGGGGACCUCCACGGGCCGUACCGUCCCCGCAAGGGCCGGGGCCCGGGGCCCGGGGCGCCCGCCCAGCCGCAGGGCCCCAAGGACGAGGAGGAGGAGGCCUGCAGCGACUCGGACACCUCCUCCUACGACGGGCGUCGGGGGGAACGCGGCGGCGUCCAGGUGGAGGAGGAGGAGGAGGACGGGGGGGCGGGCGCCCAGCCCCGCAGGCCGUCCCCCGGGCCGAGGCGGGACGCAGCUUUGGCGGCUCAGUGCCGGUGGUUCUGCGACGAGGACAGCCUGCAGGACCCCGCGGCCCAAACGCCCUGUCCCGCGCCGGACCGCGGCGACCAGCGCAGCGCCCCCGCCGAAGCGCUGCACUCCGGGGAGUUCUGGCUGCACGAGGACUGCGGCGUGUGGUCCACGGGCGUCUUCCUCGUGAGGGGGAGGCUGUACGGCCUGGAAGAGGCUGUCAGGCUCGCGCAAGGAACGGUCUGUUCCACGUGCCAUGCAGCGGGGGCCACGCUGGGCUGCUUUUUCAAAGGCUGUCCCAAUAAGUACCACUACAGGUGUGCUCUGCUGUCAGACUGCGUGCUCAACGAGGAGAACUUCACCAUGAAAUGCACAAAGCACAAGAAUAAAUGCUUGAAAGGUGUGAGCAGAACAGAGAACAGGUGACGGAAGACGACGGCCAGCCCCGUGCCAGGUUUGCUUUUGGGCAGGUCCUGUGUGCUUUCUGGGGCGAGGCGUGUGUACGUCAGCUGAUGUGGAGUUCAUGUCUGCAGCCCGUGAUCCUGUCCCGUCACUCGCUGCGGUGGCCAUGACGAAGGGGGGGGGAAGAACGUCAGUGGAGCUCCGCGCGGGGGCUCCCCGUCCAGCGCCAGCCCGAUUCCGUUCCACCUUUGAGUUCCGCUGCGUGCCCGGCGUUCUGCCCGGCGGGCACCGUCUGCUCAGAGCUGCCUUUGGUCUCCAGCGGGCAGCCUGCCCCAGUCACGCCCAGAUCCAGUGUACCCACAGUGCACCUCACUGGAGACGCCAGGCCUUAAGACGAUGAGAUGUUUAGAGAGAGGCUCCCCGUAAGAAGGGAACGGCUACUUGUGUCGUUUUUGGGGUCAUGAAUCCAAAUUUGCGGUGUUUGGCCGUGCCCCAUGGCCACAGAUUUCGGUGGCCGUUUUUAAAGAUGUCAGCGGACUCUAUGACACUAUGAAUUUAACGACACUGCUUUGGCAAAACCUCCCAGUGACCAGGUUAGAAGCCCAAUGAUUACAAAUGUUUUGGUCAGUCAACAGUUUUUUAUUUUUAUUUUUAUUUUUUUAAUUCUAAUUGUGUAUAAUUAGCUGGGUCUGGAACAGGGUUUUGCAUAUUUAAGUUUUUGUAUUAAUUUAUAUAAAUAUGUCAAAAAUGGGUAAAUUAUUAUUUAAGGCAUAUUUUGAUGUAUGUUCCAGAUAUUUUGCCUGCAUUUUAGGGGGGGGGCAAAAGAAUGCUCAACGCACUUGACCAAUUGGAGUCAAUCUCAGGCCCUCUUGUUCCAAAUGUGAUUAUAUUUAUAAUUUAUACACUAUUUUCUUCAGGAAAAAAAAAAUUGAAUAAGCAAACCCAAGCAUAACUGAACGAUUUUGAGCGAGGUCUUUGGUGUGUGGCUGUGCGCUCAGGUUAAGCAGAACGUUCAGUCAAAAGACGAGAUGCAUUUGAAUGUACCUGAUUCGCUGGCUGUCCGUGCCAGUGUGAAACAUCUGACUCGGGAGUCUGCUUUUGGCUUCGUUAGUUUCUGUAUUACGCUUGUUGUCAUGAACUAGUGACAAGCAACCGGAGACCACGAUGAGUUCUGCUUUUUGUUUUGUGUUUUCUAGUGUGGCCGUUGGCAUCUGCAGUGUUUCCCUGGUUUCUGUCCUGUACCGGCAUGGGACAGAUUUUGCCAGUCCCUUAACAAGCCUUACUUCUUGAAGGUGUUCUCUCUGCCAUCUUUUUGUUAAAGCGUUCUUUUUUUAUUUUUUUUAUGUGCCCCGUGUAUUUUACCUAGUGACCACAUGUAAAGAAAAUCUCCUUUUCAAAGACAGACCAGGUUAGUAGGCCUAAUGUGAGCAUUUGUUCCUUACAGAUCGAAAUGUAAGAAAUACUUUCAUCUGUUCCAAAGCUGUGUAUAAUGCUUAUAAAGUCCUAAAUUAAAUUAUUCUUUUCAGAAUCUUCCAAUACCAAGCAGUGUAGGUGAUUUAAAAAAUAAUAAUAAUAUCCUGACCUUUAACCUGGUAUGUAUACUUGGUCUGUUUGAGCAAAUUGUGUGUGGGUUUUUUAAAAAAAUUUUAUUUUUUAUUUUUUAUUAUUAUGAUUUAUUCCAGGCAGUGCUGGGGUGGAUUGGAUUGGGUGAUUGUAAGUUUGGGGGUAAAUAUCUGAUUAGUGUUACCCUGUAUUUCAGAGCUACUGGAGUUCUGCAGUCUUUUCCCACAAAGUGUGCUUGAAUUAUUGUGUUCAUUAAAUUGGCUCAGCUUUCCUUCCAAAC